This is a messenger RNA of Sphaerodactylus townsendi, 599 nucleotides long. Its product is annotated as hemoglobin subunit beta-2-like. NCBI's taxonomy places the organism in Eukaryota, Metazoa, Chordata, Lepidosauria, Squamata, Sphaerodactylidae. Gene Ontology annotation, molecular function: peroxidase activity; oxygen binding; heme binding. The transcript is spliced from 3 exons. The coding region runs from base 86 to 529 and encodes 147 amino acids. The record is from RefSeq and is a predicted model, not a curated record. Gene Ontology annotation, biological process: hydrogen peroxide catabolic process; oxygen transport. Gene Ontology annotation, cellular component: haptoglobin-hemoglobin complex; hemoglobin complex; blood microparticle.
CCGGGCUCAGCUCAAAGGCUUCCUGACCCAGCUCAGCCCAGCUCCUGCCCCCAGACCAGCCAGACCAGCCCGCCAGCCAUCCACCAUGGUGCACUGGACCGAAGAGGAGAAGAAGAUGAUCUGCGAGAUGUGGAGUAAAGUGGACGUGGGGGAAACUGGUGCCGAAGCCCUUGGCACACUGCUGGUGGUCUACCCCUGGACCCAGAGGUUCUUCGCCCACUUCGGGAACCUCUCCAGCGCCACCGCCAUCUGCGGCAACCCCAAGGUGCGCGCCCACGGCAAGAAGGUGCUCAUCUCCUUCAGCGAAGCCAUCAAGAACCUGGACAACAUCAAGAAGACCUUCGCCAACCUGAGCGAGCUGCACUGCGACAAGCUGCACGUGGACCCCGAGAACUUCAAGCUCCUUGGAGACGUCCUCAUCGUGGUCAUGGCCUCCCACUUCGGCAAGGACUUCACCCCUGCCUACCACGCUGUCUACCACAAGCUGGUCCGCGUGGUGGCCCACGCUCUGGCGCUCCGCUACCACUGAGCCCCCCGGCACGGCAGCUGCCUCCUUUCCUACCGUGACCGCCCAAUAAAAGCCACGCCUGCAAUGUGAA